AUGAAUUCAGUUCCUUUUCAAUCUGCACCACUUCUUGAACCUAUGCAGUUUCCAGUAUUACCACCCGAACCACCAAAUUCAAGUUCCUUUUGGGAGACCAGAAAUGUUUGCGAUCGGUUCCGGGAAUUGCAGGAUACGCUAAAUCUUGUAAAGGGAAUGCAAAAGGAACUAGAGAUGUUGAAGAUGAUAAGAUACCGUGAAGGGUCUUUAGAGGGUUUAACUCAUGGCUCAAACGGAACUUACCUUUUGAGUUUUCUAAAGUGUUUAGAGGACAGAGGGGUUAGUGUAGAAACCCAAGAAGCAUUAGCUAUUGAAACGGCCAAUGCUUUGAUGUUAAAACUAAGAGCGCUGCUGGAGCCAUUUAGAUAUGUUGCAGAUGAAGCAAGUCCAUGGGAAGAGAAAUCAGCAGUGGCUAGGUUUACAAGUAAAGUGCAUAAGUCUAAACGGAAUCAACUCUGGAGGAAGAGAAAAAGGAAGCGUAUUGCGGAAAUAACGGCAAAGGACCACGAGCGAUUCGCCCAAAUUGACCAGGAAGCUGAUGAAUGGAGGGCUAGGGAGAUUGCCAAGGAAAUUGCAGAUAACAAGGUCAAAAAGAUGAAAGAAAUUGCAAAGCUUAAAGUCAAAGAAGAGAAGAAGAAACUAGAGUCUGAGCUGGAGCUGCUCUUGGUGGUGGAGAAACUUCAAGAAUUACGCUCCAUAAGGAUACAAAAGUUAAAAAAACAAGGCCAUUUUCUCCCAGAGGAGGAUGACAGGUUUCUUGAGCGAGUUCAGGCUGCAGUGGAAGAAGAGGAGCGUGAAGCUUUGGCAGCAGCUGAAACAGAUGCUGCUAAAGACGCAAUUGCAAUUGCCGAGGAAUCCAGAAAAGCUAUGCAGAACCAAGAGAAACUUUCAGAUGGAAGCAAUGAUGAAAGUCAAAUUAAGGAGAAAAAAGAGGAAAUAGUCUAUAGUGUAACUGAAGAGGGAUUUGAUGCAACUGAUGAGAAGAAAUCUAGUAAAAUAGCAUCUGAAGAACAGAACUAUAGAGGGGCUUAUGAUCCUUUGGCCAAUUUGCCAAUGGAGUUCUAUCAUUAUUAUCAUGGAAGCAACAAUGACAUGGGCACAUUGAUCGAGGUUAGAAGAGGAUGGGACGCCUAUAUCCGACCGGGAGGAAGUCGCAUACCUGGACACUGGGUUCAGCCUCCUCCUCCAGCCAAUGAGAUAUGGGCAUCUUACUUGGUGAGGUCUAAAUGA
Molecule: messenger RNA, 1230 nt
Organism: Vicia faba (fava bean)
Lineage: Eukaryota; Viridiplantae; Streptophyta; Magnoliopsida; Fabales; Fabaceae
Source: the annotation of a GenBank genome assembly